GUUCGCCUUGCGUCUUGCGCGCUCUACACGAGGAACGCCCAGUUUGAAUAGCUGGAGCUCUGGGGGAUCGCUUAUAGGUCCCUGAAGAGCUGACAGCACUCAGAGCGAGCUCGCGGCGCCUAAGCGAAGCGCGCGGGCAAAGUACCCCUACCUCGGUCAAAGGCAGCUAAAUGCCCCCGCGAGCCGCCCGGAGCGCGCAGAACGGCCACGCGCAGCAGCAGAACGGCCACGCGAACGCCGACGGCGGCCCAAGGAUGCCGCCGCUGCGCCGCUCGGAAAGCUCGGCGAGCGACUCGAGCCUGCCCGACCUCGCCUCGGCGUCGUCGAGCGAAAGCGAGUCCGACCAUGAAGGCGCGGACCCGCGGCCGCCGCGCCGCGAGCCGCCGUCCGCGCCCGCGGUGGCCGUCGCGCCGGAGCCCGAGCCCGAGCCCGAGCCCGAGCCCGUCAUACAACCGGAGACGAAGCCCGGCUGCCGCCACGGCUUUAUGCGAUUGGAGGACUGCGAGACCUGCCAGGCCAUCCAGCAGUCCGAGGCGUGUCCCCCAGAAUUGAGAGAAAAAAAACGCAAGGACCAGGAGUACAGGGACCAGUGGCGCCGGGCGCGAGUCGUCGUCGCCGAAAGAGCACUGGCUGAGCGAGACCAGACGCUCGGCAAGUCAUCCAAUAGUUUAGCGGCCGCCGCCAGAGUAGCGAGAAGAGCGUUAGAUGAGCUCCACUUCCGGUCCACCGCGAACGCGUCAGAACGAAUCGGCAUGGACGGGGAUACCGAGGUGACGGAGAUCUUGCAGCGAGCGCGGGACGGUACUAGUAAAGAUAAGGACGGCGGCGUCGUGAACUGCGCGUUGGUCUUCGCGGCCCAUUACGGUUUGUUAGAUCACGUCAUCGACAUCCUGAAAAAGUGCCCGCCCCACGUCAUCCCCGCUCUGUUGAAUUGCACGGCGUCGUUCUACGAACCGUUGGCGCCACUCGCACCAAUCUCGUUGGUCAAGGGCGUCGUCGUCUCGAAGGACUUCCACGGCGAGCACGCGAACAAAGUGUUCUGGCCCAUGACGUCCGACAAAUUUGUGGAAGACACACCAUUAGUUGCGGCAGCUAGACGAGACAACACGGAGGUGUUGUUAGCUUUGUUGCAUUGCGGCGCGGAUCCCGACGCGGCGGCCGCUUGCGGCGCGACCGCUCUUGGUGUUGCGUGUGUUUCUGGUUUUGCUGAUGUAGCUGAGGUCCUAUUAGGACACAACCUACGAUAUGCAAAUGCCCAGGGCGACCCUGUGGGCGGGAUCAGACCUUAUUUCAGAACCGAGGAGCCGUACGAGAAGGCCGCGGACGUGACAGGAGAUGUGUACAGAUGUGUCCGCUCGCUACGACUCUGGGACGAGGCCCACGGCUACGCCGAGUCCCUGGGACCCUUCGAGAAGACCAUGUCGGACAACAAGCAGUACUUAGUAUCAAGACGUGUCCCUACCAAAGAAACGGCCCUGAAACUGCUGAUUGCGCACCAGGACCCGGGCCAGUGCCCCGCCGUCUAUAGUGGGAGGUGGCGCGCGGAUCCGGACUUGCCCUGUACUAUAGAAAUGAAGCACGUUGGGUUAGCCUUGGCGCGGACGUCGGACCAGACGCAAGCUACUGCCGGGCAGCGAGUCUCCGGUGCGCCUCUCGAGUUAGCUGUCCGCAGUCACAGUUUGAAUGUGAUCGAAGUCCUACUGAGAGCGGGCGCGGUGGUCGAGGGCAAGGUCAUGGACGGCACGCCGCUGUUCAAGCGCGUCGACAAGACCUGCUUCUCGCGGGCGCGCGACGACGAGAUCGACACGGAGUUUAAGGCCGACGAGCCCUGCCACAAAUUUAUAAGCGAGGUGCUCGGGGCUAUCUUAUCUCCCGAGAUCUGUCGGAUCUUGCGGACGCUCGCGGGCCAAGGCCCGAACCGCCUCAACUUCGAGAAGCAGCGGCGCGAGGAGCUCAUGUACCGCCUGGGCUGCCUGAUGGAGCUCGGCUUCUGCAUGGGCCCCGACUUCCGGGGCAACAAGAGGGAAGAAAAGGCCGAAAGGUACGGCCCCGAGGACGGCCCCAAGACGAGCAAGAAAUUUAGUGAGUUAACAGAUGCGGACAUUACCCGGCAGCGCGAAGCGCUGGAAAAAGCUAUUAGGGCCUGCCAUUUGUACGCUUAUGAACUGCGAGGUGAUAGUGUUAAUUUACCGUCUUCCAAGGAUGAAUGUGGGAAAGCCAGAGAGAUGAACAAGGCCUUCUCGAAGAACAAGGAGCUGACUGGUUCGGAUAUGGCGAAGACCUGUCUAUUUUUGGCGCUGGCUCGGUUGGCUCGAUUGGCCGCGAAGCAGUUGUCAACGAUGCAGACGUCGGAAGGUCUGCGGCAAGGUGCCGACUACGUCCAGGAUUUGGUCGAGGCCGCGCAGAAGGCGAAGGUCUCACACGGUUUCCCGGAGAAGCAGCUGCCGCAGUUCGACGCGGAAGUCGUGAUUUGGGCCAAAGCGCUCUUAGCGAAGUGUGAUGAAGCGAGGGCGCGGGCGGACACGUUACCGGCCGGUGACGAUGCCGUAGCCAUCGCCGAGGUCGCUAGAUUCUACACAGCCGAAGCGGGUUUUGACAAGAUCAUGACGUCGUCCGAAUUGUUCAGGCUGGGGCUGUGCGAGGGGCGGGCCGCGGGCUUUAUUAAUGCGGACGACGCUCGUAAACAGGCUAGGGAAAAGGAGGCCUGCGCGCGCGACCCGGACCCGAAAUUGUAUCUGUCCUACUACGAGAAGCCGUGUUAUGGUCCUGAUGCCGAGCGGCCGGCGAAGGGCUUUGAUAAUGUGUCGGCGCCGUCUUCACCUGUUAUUCAGCCGACGCCCGCGCCGGCGCCGCCGCGGGACGAAUCGUUGACGGCCGAGCAGCAGCGCUUGAACGACGCGUUGCACGCCGAAGAUCCGGAGGCGAAAGCAGCUCGAGAAGCGAGAGAGGCCCAGGAGGCCGCGGAAAGGCAAAGGGUCGCCGCGCGCGCCGAGGACGAGCGCCGCCGUCCGUGUACAGCGCAGAAAAUGACCUUGAACGUGGCUUCGACGCGAUGCGACGUCGCCGCGACGCCGUCGUCAUGAUCACGUGAGAGUCUACGCGUUGCGCGAGAGAGCCGUCGUUCCCGCGCAGGCAAAAAAGAAGCGAAGGACAAGGCGAAGCGCGAGCAGCAGGAGCGCCAGCGCGCCGAGGAUCUGAAGCGGAAAGCCAAGCGCGAGCGCGAGGCGGCGCGGAAUCGGGAAAGGGACCGGCGCCUCGCGUUGUGGGAUCCCGCGCGCAAGGCCUGCGCCAAGGCCCUGCAGAAGGACGCCGAGACCCUUACGAGAGCACUACCGUGGGCGGACUUGGCGGCGCAUUAUGGCGUCCAGGAGGCGGCGGACGCGCAACUGCUGCGCGACGAGACGCCUUCAUUGGGUGCGCCCAAUGCACUCAAUCCUAAGGGACAACACGCCGGCACGGUCUAUCCCGUGGUCGAGGAUGAGGGCCUGUACGCCUCUUCACAACCUUUGCUCGUCGCCGAUCGCGUGCGGGACUGGUACGCGUCCCGAGCCAACGCCAAUUGGCGCAAGCGACUACUGGAGGUGCUCGCAAGCUUAGCCAAAGGGAGCGACGGGUCCUGGUGCCGUGCGGCCCAUCCUCAGUACAAAGAAUUUGGUGUUCGAAUUGCACUGUUAGAUGACACGAUGCGCCUCGUCUGGAGCGCGACCAAAGCGUCUGAUGGUGGAUUACGGUGUCUCGCCUGGUGCUGCGUGCGCACUGGGAGUGUCGAUUCGACGUGCGAGGGCAUCAAGCAGGCGCUCGACCGACGCGCUUCAGAUAAAGGUAAAUUAGUAGAGUCGUCGGAACCGUAUCUCACGCUCGACGAUGAUGAUGUGUUGAUCCACCCCGGCAAAAACAGACCCAUGAAGCUCUGGAGCUGUCGGGUUGAUGUGCUCGAGAAGAUGGCCCAAGGGUCACCGCCCGAGAAGUGGUCUCCCUCGCUACGACUGACGACGAAAGAGCAAGCCGCGGUCCAGGAGGCGAACGCGCCGGCCAUGGUCCUCGGGCGGAGCGGCACGGGCAAGACCCACUGCAUCGUGGCGCGCAUCGCGCGGGACUCCCGGCAGAACCCGUCUGAAAAGUUACUAUUCGCGACGCGGAGUAGGAAACUGAGGAAACAUGUCGAGGAGGCCGUCCGAGCGGCGUUGCUCGACGACGAGGGGAAGGCGCCGUCACCGCAAUCCGUAGCGAAGCCGACGUACCUGGAUGCUACGGCCAAAUCUACUGCCGACGAUUCGUUACUCCCGUUCCUCGAGGCGCAAUUGAAGCCGUUACCUGCCUCAAAGCCGUGGCACGACCGCACGCCGGUCCGACGUAGAAGGUUCUACCGGAAGGACGACGUCGAUGACAACGAGAGGAGGACUGGAGUAUUGUAUAGAGCCAAGCGCGACGCGGGCGAAAUUACGGUAGAGGAUUCCUCCGAUGAUGAUGAUUCCGACACCGAUAGUGAUGAAGAUAUUCGACGGCCGCAGAAGGCCACGUGGGACGCCUCCAAGUACGUCGACUUUGCGACCUUCGAGCGCUGGCACCGCGAAGUGUGUACUGUUACUAAUAAACCGGAACCAGAUACGUGCUGGACCCAAAUUAAAUCUUUCUUGAAGGGUUCUAUCGGUGCUCUGUUCUCGGGAGAACCGUUGACGGAACAGCAGUAUUUAUCUGAAGCUUGGGGCGGCCGCCGAACGCUGGGCAUGGACGUGGGUCUGAGGAAGCGGGCCUACCAAGUGUUCAAAUCUUAUGAAAACUAUCUGAGUGACCAGGAGAGGUGGGACGCCUGCGAUCGCGAAGUGGCGUUGGUGCAGCGAGCUUUACGAGACGGCUUCGUCGCCAGGAGCAAUGCACGCCCAGCACCAUUUGAUCGCGCGUAUGUGGACGAGGUCCAGGACAUGACGCAAGCUUCAUUAGCUGUGUUACUCUUAGCUGUGGGCGGCGAUCCUGAGAGGUUAUAUUGCUGUGGAGAUACGGCACAAGCCAUACAAGAUGGAGUAGCAUUUAGAUUUCAAGACCUGCGGCAGGCCAUCUUCGAGCUGCGGGAGAAGGUCGCUACUAUGUCUAAACAGAACGGCUUCAAAGGUGCUAGAGCGCUCAAGCUCGAGAACAAGACUACUACUGUUAACGCGGGUAGUGCCUCGAAGCUGCGGAAGCUCACGAAGAACUACCGAGCGCACGCUGGUGUUUUAGGUGCGGCCAACGCUGUGUUGGACUUGGUGUAUCACGCCUUUCCUACAGCGGUAGACAAGACCGAUUCGGAUACGGGAGUAGCCUUGGGCCCUAGACCCAUUUUCGCGACGUACAAGGAGUAUCUCAGAGAUGUGGAUAGUCGAGCGGUGUUGUUAUUCAGGGCGGACGCGUUGGAAGCGGCCCAGCGGCUGCUGAGCGAGGAGUCGGAGGAGGUCGCCCGGCGCCGCGCGGAGGUGCUGCGCAUCGCGGACGAGGAGUCCGCCGCGGCCGGCGGCGUCGCCGACGCGGCCCAGCGCUACGACCAGCGAAGGCGAGACUUGUCAGAGGCGGCCGAACAGCACGCCGACGAGGAGAUGCGGAGCCGCAAGGCCCAGAAGAAGGAGUAUGACGACGCGCGAAGGGAAAAGGACAAGCGGACGAAGGCCCUCGCUAAAAGACGCAAGGAGUGGAAGGACGACGAGAGGAAGUUACGUACUGAGGCUCGAGAAGCGCUGCAGCGGCGGGCGACGCGCGACUCUCGUUUAGUGCAGAGGGCGACGAGUCGGCGCCAGCAGGACGAAGAUUCUGGAAGAAACCGCGCCCAACAGGAGCACCAAGCCGCGCAGAAGGCCGCCGGUGCUGCUGCGCAGAGAGAAUAUAUGCAGCGCGCCGACGAAGCUUAUAACCGGGCGGUCGAGGAGCACAGGCAGCUCGUCGCGAGUGCCGACCAGGAUUAUGAAAGAGCUAGAGCGGAGCACGCCCGACGACCGCCGCAAGUAGCGGGCCCGCCGUCGGUCCAGGAAUUAGUUAGACAAUUUGUUGGGGAUCGGGGCUCUGCCGACGCGCUCUGCGCGACGAUGGAGGCUGAAGGUGUUGAUAGUGAAGUGUUGACGAUCAUGCAGCCCGACGACUUCGGCGAGCUUGGUAUUAAUGCGAGUUUAGCGAGGCAGCUCCAGGACGCGGCGCAGCGACCGGCUGCUGUUCGGCCGCCGCCGCCGCCGCCCCAGCGCCGGACGGUGCCCCCGGCUCCUAGAAAAGAGGACUACGCUAGUAAAGAUGACAUGAAGGCGGCGGUCAGGCGCGCCAAGAACAACGUCGAGAGACUCGCGGCCUUCGAGGCGAGACACGCGCCAAAACCUCUCCAAGCUUACAUCGAGGACGAGCGCGCGAGACCGACGACGGAGGUCGAGGUCGACGAGGCGCGAGCCGCGCUGCCGCCCACACCUACCGAGGACGAAGCGAUUCAGAACGUCCCUGACGAGGGUCCCGCUGUUGUUCUACCCCCACCACCGCUGCCGCACUCGAAGCAGGAGCGCCAGUUGGUUAUUGAUGCGUACUUAGAUGACCAGUGCAAGUCGAUCACCGACGAGGUAAGCCUCGCGGACAUCAAGAAACAUAAGAAGAUGGUCAGAGAUCGUAGGAAGAAGGCCAAGAAGGGCCAGUCUACGGAAGACGACGUCGACGAGGCCCAGAAGGCUAUUCGUCAGACUGCUCUCAAGAAGCUGCGGGACGAGAUCAAGAAGGACCGGAGAGACAAGCUCAAAGACGUGUCCGGAGCGUUCGAGUGCGCUUCACUGAUCGAGAACGAAGAGUACGGUAGUAGGGCCUUCUCCGUCCAGGAGUUCAAGGGUCUCGAGCGAGAUGCGGUCGUGCUGGUGGACUUCUUCGGCAGCGCGCGCGACGAGAAGAUGAAGGGGUGGAGGGAGCUAUUGCGAGCGGCGCGCGGCGAUGGCCUGCAGGGCAUCAACCACAAGGUCGGGGAGAACCGAGCUCUUGAGAGAGAUCUGAAGGUGUUGUACACGGCUCUGACGCGCUGCCGGUCGAAGUUAGUUGUCUUAGAAACGGACACCGUCGGCGCGGCCAAGGAUGCGAGCAAGUUCUUCCUCCAGGCCGCGGAGCAGGGUCGCAGUGCCUUAGCGGAGAAGGCGGCCCCUCGCGUUGGUGGCGAGGACUCGGACGAGGAUGGCGAGACGGUGCGUCCUGUUUCCGGCGACGAGUGGCGCAGUCGCGGAGCAUUGAACGCUCGCGUCGCCGCGGAGGCCGCCGACGACCCCAUGGCGCCGCCGACCCAAGCCAAGGCUAGGUUAGCCCAAGCGAAGACGUGUUUCGCGAACGCGCAAGAUGCGGACCUCAAAGCUCGGUGCGACGUUAGUACGGAGUGUUUGGUGGAGUUGCGGUCCAUCCGAGCUUUAUUAGAGUUAGCCUCGGACAAGUCCGGCGACGAGAGGUUGAGGUACACGAAGGACGCCGAAUCCAAAGCUUCGGCCAUGGUUAAAAGAGCUGUGGAAGCUUUGGCGAUUGAUGAUGCUUUAAGGGUGCUCAAGCUGUUCCCCGAGGACGAGGUCAUCAAGGGCGCCGUGGAGAAGGUCGAGGCCGUGCGCGACAAGGCGCUCAAGGAGGCGUCGGAGGUCUAGUGCCCGAUUAAGUUGAUGUAAGCAUACAAUAAGGUUAGGAUAAGGAUAAGGGUGUCGUGACUUGUUGUCCUCGACUUGGGGGCGCGCCAGAAGGGAGUCGUCGCGAC
This is a messenger RNA of Pelagomonas calceolata, 7717 nucleotides long. Lineage: Eukaryota; Pelagophyceae; Pelagomonadales; Pelagomonadaceae. The record is from the annotation of a GenBank genome assembly.